Messenger RNA from Trichomonas vaginalis G3, 1764 nucleotides. RefSeq names its product bifunctional inhibitor/lipid-transfer protein/seed storage 2s albumin superfamily protein family. The transcript has a single exon. Lineage: Eukaryota; Parabasalia; Trichomonadida; Trichomonadidae. The record is from RefSeq and is a predicted model, not a curated record. Bases 1 to 1764 code for a protein of 587 amino acids.
AUGAUUGUAUUUAAUACAAGACAUGUUUGGAAGAAUGCAACAUGGGAUAUCAAACAAGCAAAUUAUUAUUAUAUUCAUGAUUGCCAAUUCAAUGAUACUGGCGAUUAUGAUGGAUUGUCAUGCAUAGACUUUCAAAAUGGAGAUGGGAGUCAAUUUAUUGAUGUUUAUUUAUGCAUUGUCACAUAUGGAAAAGGAUAUUGGGGCGGAGGAAUAUAUUUUUACGGUAAUUUUGAUUUUAAUAUAAAAUUUAUAUGUAUCUAUUCUUGCAAAUGUAAAGUUGCUAAUGCAAUUGCAUAUUUAGAUGGUGGCUCAAAAAACAAAUUCAAUCUUACAUACUUAUCUUCAAGCCAUUGUCUUAUACAACGUGAUCCAUUAUAUUUGAAAUAUUUUCAUGAAUGCUCAAAUAACAAUGUUUCUUUUACCCCUGCUUAUGAUAACAGUGGAGUAGUUUGCUUGGAAUCCGAAUAUGAUAAUCUCAAAAUUGAUUAUAAUUCUUUUUACAAUAACACAUGCCCAAAAUACAUUGUUUAUUUUUAUACAAGUAAAUAUAAUACAUUUGCAACUAAUUGUAAUGUUAUUAAUAAUAAAAUUGAAUGGGAAUCAGUAAUUGUAUAUAAUCAGGCAUGGAGUUCUAUUUGUCUUUAUUUAUUCAAUUUCUAUAUUUAUGGGAAUCAAGGGAAAUACGCAUAUUAUACAUAUAAAACACGAUCCUCAGGAAAAAUAUUUGUGGAGAAUUGCACCGCAGAUAGCCAUGAAUUUUCAAAUAAUGUAUAUUUUACAGGUGAGAUAAUAAAUGUCACUGAUGAUGAACAUCCUAUAUAUCCAUAUUAUGGAACUUUUGGUUGUGAUGCAAUCUGGCCAAUAAAUAUUGGAAAAGAAAUUCAAACACCAUAUGAAACUGCGUUUCAAACUGCAUUCGAAACUGCACAUGUUACUCCUUUUGAAACUGCACAUGUCACACCUUUCGAAACUGCACAUGUCACACCUUUCGAAACUGCGCAUGUCACACCUUUUGAAACUGCACAUGUCACACCUUUCGAUACAGCACAUGUCACACCUUUUGAAACUGUACAUGUCACACCUUUUGAAACUGUACAUGUCACACCUUUCGAUACAGCACAUGUCACACCUUUUGAAACUGUACAUGUCACACCUUUCGAUACAGCACAUGUCACACCUUUUGAAACUGCACAUGUCACACCUUUCGAAACGUUGAUUCAAACUCCGGUGAAUAACCCUGAGCUUAAAAUUCCAAGUCAAUCAUUGUUUGAAACUCUGAUUGAAACUCCGUUUGAGUCUGCUUUUCAAACACCACAAGUCACAGAAGGUGUUCAAGAAAAAGACCUUGUUUUAAAUAAUUCAUUAUCAUCUACUGCAAGUUAUAAUGUUGUUGACGAAAGCAAUCAUUAUAUGAAUACGAAUGAUAGUCCAAAUGAUUCUAAUAAAUUAGACAGUGGAAAAUGGAUUAUAAUUGCUGCAUCAUUAUCUGCAUUUAUUAUUGCUGUGAUUGUUCUAUCUAUUUAUUUAUAUAGGAAGAGAAUAUCAAAACAAAAUGAAUCAGAUAGUGAAAUCGAGAUGGUAGAAGAAACAGUCAUCACAUCGAAAGAAAAUAUAUCAUUAACUAUUGAAAAUCCAUUGUUCACCACACUAUCAAUGGUUCAGAUGAUCCAUUCAAAUCUGCAUUUGAGGACUCUGAAAUUGAUGGUGUUUUCUAUAUUAAUGAAAACUAAUCAUGCUAUUGUAUAUAUUAUUGUUUGCAUUUAA